UCACACUUGUCCGUCGAACACGAAUGGCGCCACUCCAGGCCCCAGCGCCACACGGGUCAGCCGAGUGGUGACCGGGAAGCGAUGCUUGAAGGCGCCACCAGCACCAGCACCAGCCACAGGCGCCUCGGUCGUCACGACGCUAAGCCGCACUGCAGAUCAUCAGAGAGAGAGAGAGAGCAUUAAUGAUGUUCGGUCACCAGACCUGCCUGUCUGCCGGCCUGACAGUAUUUGUUUCCCAUAUCCCAAAUCGUAAUCCAUGCGACGAAGUCGUCGCUGCUGUUGGUCAGCACCAGCUGUCGCACACGAGCGUCCUGGUCGAGUGCGGUUGUGCACCAGCUGAAUGUGGUGGUGCAUCCGGCCACUGGUGUGUGGGGCGACUGGGCGAGGAGGCCAUUCAGACGGCCGCCAUCAACAUACCUGAACCACCCACACACACAGACACCCAAUCGAACACACACCCCUCUCGCCACACUGGUGGCAGUGGUGUGUUACCUGUUGGGUCGUAUCGAUGUGGCAGAGAGCUGAUAGUGAGUCCAGUAGAAGUGGUGGAAGAUCAUCUUCUUGGCAAACGACGACACUGACGCAUCGGUUGAUGAGGGGCGAGUAGUAGAUGCGGCUGACCACCGGGGGGUCAUGCUGCUGUCGGUGCCGCUGAUACAGAUGGUGGUGGGCAGGGAGGGGCGGGUCGACGGUCAGCCGGAAGUCGGGCUCGUCCUUGAUGGCCCGCACCUCACCAUUGCCAUAGCGGAACAUCUGCAGGUGGCUGCCCUCACCGAAGUCGAUGUGGCGGCCGACCACCAUGAGCUGCGCCAACACACGAGCUACCGAUCCAUACGCCUACACGACACCACACACACACAAGACAGAGAGAGAGGAUGAGGCCUCUCUGCUGUCUCCCCGCCCCUCUGUGUGUGUGCCUUACCGUCUUGUUGGGGUGUGUGUUGAUGUCAUCUGCCGUGAGGUUGAUGGGCAGCGUGCAGUAGCCGCACUGGCUGGCCCUCUGCAGCACCUCCCGCGUCUCAUCCCACCGCCCCCCCUCCUCGGCUAUCCACACCGCCGCCAGCAGGUCGCCCAUCUCCAGCGAUUGGUCGAACCGCAGCAGCUGCACCAACGGAGUGUCGAUGCCGCCACGGCCCACCGAGUGGUUGAGCCGGCUGCGCAGCUGUGUUGAUGAGAAGGCGUCUCUGACGCACUGGGCUGUGUCCGUCAGCUGUACUGUGGUGUCCAUGUCGGGGAUGCAGCAGCGGUCUUCGGCGAAGAGGUGGGCGAGGGGGUGCUGCUGUUGGUCAGAUGAGGGCCGCCCCGAACACCAUGACCACACUCGACAGCAGAGGUGCCACAGCCACACCAACGCCAGCCACCACACAGACGCCUGAAAACAGCCAAUCAAGAAGGUACAUCAGGAGAGGUGGCAAUCUGUUGCUUACUAGACCCACCUGCUGCUGGCGCUGUGGGUGCUUGUGUGUGAUGCCGUCGCCAUCACGGCUCAGUGAGUGGUCGAGUCGGCUGCGCAGCUGGUCUAAUGAGAAGGCGUCUCUGAUGCCUCGUGAGGCUGCCCUCAGCUGCAGUGUGGUGCCGAUGUCGGGGAUGCGGCACCGGUCUUCGGCGAACAGGUGGGUGAGGGGGUGCUGCUGGUUGCCCGCCUGCAGAUCGCACACACACGUAACAACGCAGAUCGAUACUCAAGGCACAUCUGGUGCAUGUCGGUCGGUUGUGUCAUACCCACCUGAUGCUGCUGCUCUUGCUGCGGGUGGCUGCGGGUCGAUGCGACGCCGUGGCGGCCAGGCGAGGCGAACAU
Vitrella brassicaformis is the source of this 1798-nucleotide messenger RNA. NCBI's taxonomy places the organism in Eukaryota, Vitrellaceae. The record is from the annotation of a GenBank genome assembly.